UGGGCACACCUACUUUUAAAGUUGCCAGCUGCUCCAGGAGCACUCGGUCAUUUCUUGUUGAUAGACGCUGAGCUCCGACUGUGCCAUGCAUUGGUUGGAUUUAUUUUAUCACCCGGUCUGGGUACUUUCUACGGCUGUGCUGGCGCUCGUGGUGCGCAUGCAGCGCAGAGGGAGCUGGGAUCCGCAGUCCUGCAGCGUGCGGCUGAAGGGGAAGACUGCUAUAGUGACCGGAGCCAAUACAGGAAUUGGGAAGUUCAUUGCUUUGGACUUUGCACGUCGUGGGGCCCGUGUUAUUCUGGCCUGUCGAAGCCAGGCCCGGGGGUCAGCAGCCCUUCAAGAAAUCAGGGAGAAAUCCGGAAACUCUGACGUCCACCUGCGUCUGGUGGAUGUGUCUUCUCUGGACUCUGUCAGGGAAUUUGCUGAGGGGAUUCUCAAAGAGGAGGAGGCGCUCCACAUCCUUGUCAACAAUGCUGCAGUAUCAGGCUUACCCAGGCAGAUAACCAAAGAUGGGUUUGACGCUUCUUUUGCCACAAACCACCUGGGACCAUUCCUCCUCACCAACCUGCUGCUGGACCUGAUGAAGCGUUCUGCUCCGGCACGCAUUGUCACCGUCGCUUCGGUCAACCACAAGAAGGGCGAAGUGGACUUCUCUCACUUUCACGGCGAGAACCUCAACUAUUUCAUGGAUAAUGUCUACAACCACACGAAGCUGCACAAUAUCAUCUGUACCAACCAGUUAGCACACAGGCUACAAGGGACAGGUGUCACCGCAAACUCUGUCCACCCUGGUAUUGUAAUGACAGAAGUGUUGAGGCACUAUCCCUGGAGUCUUCGUUUUAUUUUCAACCUCAUUGGAUUUUUCUUUUUCAAGACUCCAGAGGAGGGUGCAGUCAGCUCGAUCUUCUGUGCGUUGGCAGAAGAAAUGGAGGGCAUAACUGGAAAGUAUUGUGACAGCGACUGCCAAUUGGUCCUCCCUGCCCCUCUAGCUCGAGACACUGCCCUUGCGGUCAAGGACUUUGAGAUCUGUGAGAGGCUGACAUCAAAGCUCUGAGACAACUAUCAGGCAAACGGAGGCUUGAUAACAGAAAUGGGGUCAAAUUCCAUCCUUACUUACUACACCUCUUGAGGGAACAUUUGUGACACGGUGUGUCUUUAAAAUCAUCAGGCGAUGUUUCAGCAUACGGUUUGAUUUAAGUAAUUUCAAUCUCAAUUAAAUCAUGUGUUGAACGUUUGUAAAAUUGCAUGUAGCUUUCAUUCAGGUUUGUUAAUGAGUGAAAUUAAAGGGGUUUCCUGAGACAUGCUGACAUCAUGUGGCCAACUUAUACUGCCAUUGUUCUUCAGAAAAUGACAACAGAAGUUUAAUGUGUGAAGAAUCACUUCCCUUUUAUUGGAUGGUUCAUUAAAACACAAUAAAACAUUUGAGCAGUCAGUGCUUUUUGAAGAGUUUGUACAGCGUUCAUCCCCUGGUGUCUUCACCCUGGCUAUUUGGCUGUGGAGACAGAGAUAAAGAAAGAACAGCAUGAGGUUUUUAAUCAUAGCACUAUCACUUAUAAGUGUCUUUAAAUAUGUUUGAAUAAUAAAAGAAGAUACAAGGCCA
Messenger RNA from Eleginops maclovinus (Patagonian blennie), 1597 nucleotides. RefSeq lists its product as uncharacterized. Bases 86 to 1051 code for a protein of 321 amino acids. The record is from RefSeq and is a predicted model, not a curated record. NCBI's taxonomy places the organism in Eukaryota, Metazoa, Chordata, Actinopteri, Perciformes, Eleginopidae. The transcript is spliced from 6 exons.